CGAUUCACGUUCUGGCCGCCAUUUUGGCUCCAUGUGAGCUGUCUUCUUGACAAGCGGGAUGUUUGUUCUGCGUGAAGGUGACCGUAGUAGUGAAUAAAAUCUGUCAAAAUGGCUUCGUUGCGUGUAGUGAGGAGGAUGUUCUGUGCGGCGGCAGAAACAGCGACUGCUCCGGUCGCAGGCAGCAGAUGGGAAAGACUGAAGAACAGUAAAGCUGGUGUCUGGUGUCGCGGCCUGGUCUCUGACUACAAAGAGGCAUGUCGGGAGAUUGUUGUUGGUGCGUGGGAGCGACCGGUCAAAACCUCUGUAUACGUGACCCUGCUGGGCGGGGCCUGGGCCUGUUUCUACACAAACCCUGACCAGUCGUCCUUUGAAACCGCCCUGCUGGAGCGCUCCAACCAACUGGGCAUGCUGUCACCAUGGAUCCGUAAUGCGACCUCUGACGGCCACGUACAGAGUUUAGUGAAGCUUCGUAACGAGGGCCAGCUCCACCAUGCCAGCCUGGGUCUUCUCUCUCUGGUUUACCGAACCGACUACGACCCAGACACCGCACUGUACGAAGCCCAGUGCUCCAAUCUGUCUUUACCCUGGAGGGAGCUCCCUCAGCGCGUGCUAGAUGUGGGCUUCGUUGGCCAAUGGUGGAUCCUGGGCUCAAAGAUGAAGGACUAUGAUGUGAACGAAGACGAGUUCAAGCACCUGCCAGCGCACAUGCAGGUAACCUCGCCACCCAGUGUUCAGGAAGUGGAAAGGAGUGAGAGGUUGCACAGAGAGUCGUGGUUUGCCGUGACAGUGGAGGAUGAGGACAAAGAAAGAAAUGUAGUGGACAGAAAGGAGGAGAGCAUCAGUGAUGAGAGCCAAACAAAAGCACUGAAAGAAGAACAGACUCAAGCAUAAGUGCAGUGGACCAGCUGGAUACAAAACUGUAUCAGGGGAGUUAUUCUUAUUCGUCAUGCAGUGUGGAUUCAACAAACCACUUUUAGCUUAUGUUCUUCAGCUAGGAAUAAAACAAUUUGCUGCCACCACAAACCGCCAAGGCAAGAGGACACAUUUGCGACUUUUAGUCAAAGCAACCCAAAAGCCUUAGUUGUGUUAUUUAUUCCAAUGUGUUUUUUGUUUUAUAGAAAGCAUUGCAAAUCAUCUAUACCAUGAACCAUGUGUCAGUAAAUCUGUCAGUUAUCUCCAGAUGUCUUACAAUUGUUUUAUCUCACUUGUCUCACACCUCUAAUAAAAAAUAUAGACAGCC
Molecule: messenger RNA, 1240 nt
Organism: Micropterus dolomieu (smallmouth bass)
Lineage: Eukaryota; Metazoa; Chordata; Actinopteri; Centrarchiformes; Centrarchidae
Gene: timm29
Product: translocase of inner mitochondrial membrane 29
Exons: 2
Coding region: 109-891 (260 amino acids)
Biological process (GO): protein insertion into mitochondrial inner membrane
Cellular component (GO): TIM22 mitochondrial import inner membrane insertion complex
Source: RefSeq, a predicted model, not a curated record